CUGCCAACCGUCGGUCACGUGACCCGCCAGCAUGGCGGCGCUCGGUCGUGGAGCUGGAACUGAGCUGGGGGAUGACAUCAAGUUGGCAACAUAUACUCAUGGUCAGCCCAGUUCUUCUCCAGAAGAUGCAAAAUUCAAAAGACCAAUGGUGAUGGAAAUUAUAGAAAAAAAAAUUGAAUAUCUUAGAAAAGAAAAUACAACAUUAAAUCUAUAUGGAUCUGUUUUCUUGGGAACAACAGCUGGUUUCUCUGGAAUACUGGCAAACUUUAUUUUCAGGUACUGCUUCAAGGUUCAACAUGAUGCUUUGAAGACAUACUCAUCAUUGGCCACUCUUCCGUUUUUAUCUACUAUAGUUACUUACAAACUCUUUGUAACUGAUGCUUUGUAUUCAGGUGAUAUCAGCCAGGAGAAUUGUGUGGUGAGGAGUUCACUGGUGGGCGUAUUGUGCGGUGUUCUCUAUCCCAGUGGUUUGGCUUUUUCUAAAAAUGGACGUCUGGCAGUCAAGUAUCAUACAGUCCCAUUACCACCCAAAGGAAGGGUUUUACUCCACUGGUCUCUGCUUUGUCACAGGGAGGUGAAAGCAAUGGCAAUUCCUCUGACCCUGCAAAUGCUCCUUGGAAUAAUGAAUGGUCUGCAGCAUUAUGAAGUAUUUGAAAGUAUUAGGAAUAGGGAAGAGACUGUACAUGAAGAUUAACAAACCGAUGGAUGCUAAAAUUGGAAUGGGUUUUUUUUAUGAUGAAGACUUAGGCAUUGCUGAAGAGUUAAAGUAACUCUAGACAGGCAACUUGUUUCUUUCCCUUCUGCCUGUUUUAUAUAGCAGGUACUCAAUAAAGAUUCAGUAAUUUAAUAAAAUUUGAAUUUAGUAAAAAUA
Echinops telfairi (small Madagascar hedgehog) is the source of this 871-nucleotide messenger RNA. RefSeq names its product transmembrane protein 126B (gene TMEM126B). The coding region runs from base 32 to 694 and encodes 220 amino acids. Gene Ontology annotation, cellular component: mitochondrion. The record is from RefSeq and is a predicted model, not a curated record. The transcript has 5 exons. Lineage: Eukaryota; Metazoa; Chordata; Mammalia; Afrosoricida; Tenrecidae. Gene Ontology annotation, biological process: mitochondrial respiratory chain complex I assembly.